CCCUCCGUCAGCUCUUCCCACAGGUCGUCCGCGGCUCUCUUCUGGUGCUCAGUUGCCGACGGAGCCGCCUCCGCCCGUCCUCCUCCUCCCAGGGACACGAGGACACAGACGAAGAAGAGAAGAGCGGUCCACGAUGCUGUGUGUACUAACCCCCCUCCGGGUGGUUUUCUUCGAGGUAGAUCCAUAAUCCCGUCUCUGGGGAUUUUCUCCUUGCCUGCUAAACGAUCUCCCUGUACGUGCUAGUAGAUCCUCCAGUCACCCCCUCUUUCUCAAAAACAGUCAGGCAAUAUACAGCAACAAAACUC
This is a messenger RNA of Geodia barretti, 305 nucleotides long. Lineage: Eukaryota; Metazoa; Porifera; Demospongiae; Tetractinellida; Geodiidae. The record is from the annotation of a GenBank genome assembly.